Messenger RNA from Drosophila subobscura, 3762 nucleotides. RefSeq lists its product as uncharacterized. The transcript is spliced from 10 exons. NCBI's taxonomy places the organism in Eukaryota, Metazoa, Arthropoda, Insecta, Diptera, Drosophilidae. The coding region runs from base 407 to 3463 and encodes 1018 amino acids. The record is from RefSeq and is a predicted model, not a curated record. Gene Ontology annotation, molecular function: acyltransferase activity, transferring groups other than amino-acyl groups.
UUUCAUCGCUUCGGUCGUCGGAGUCUCUCUCUCUCGUUUGGCUUGCCUUCUUCAUCAACAUCUCAUCAUCGUGGUCGUCGUGGUCUUGGACUUGCCCAAAAUCCGAAAACAAAAUCCAAGCCCAAGCAGCAGCAACGUGCCCCACAGUGUGUUUAGAAAACAAUUUGGCAGCUGGACCAGGACCGCCAGGGUUAAUUGGAAUCUGAGAAUAGCGACAAUGAGAGCGAGGCCGAGCAGAGGAGACCACAGAGAUUGCCCCCACUGUGUGCCCAGGGAGCUGCAGCAGUACACCUAAGAAGAGACAGAGCCAAACAACAUUCCACAAGACAAUCAAGAAAGAGCCAGAGGAGCGAGAUCCCAAGGAGCAGCAGUCAGAUAAGCAGAAGGACAAGAGAGUUCCAGUAAAAUGCGAUCCACAAGGAUUGCUCUGAUCGCUGGUCUAGUGCUCAUUAGCUGGCUGCUCCCGAGCAGCGCCACAGAGUCCAAUGAGACGCUGAAAGGGGAGGCGGAGGCGGAGGCGGAGGCACUGACUGGACAUCUGUUUGCUGGCAGGACGAACAUAACCGUUCUGCAUGAGGUGAGCAGCGAUGGGGAGAUCCCUGUGGAACCACCCCUCACCCUCAACACGCAUGAGGUGCUGCCCCUGAAGCCACUGAAGAAGAAGCCCUACCUGCCGCUAGAGAAGAUUCUGCCCACGCUGGAGUACAUAAAGCCGCAUCCACUCAAGGAGUACGAGCUACAUCCGGUCACGUUCGACUUUAAUCUGGGCGAUCUCGAGGACCUGCCGCACGAGGUCAUCAAGAAGGGUGAGCUCACCAUACCGGGCACGGAAACGGUCACUGGCAGCGAACUCAGCUACAGUCCCGAUCCCAAUCCCGACGAGAAUGACACCGUCGAUGUGGACAUUGCCGAGCCGCGAUCCACGGAGCCCACCACAGCCACACUGCCAGCCACCACGACACUAGCCGCCAGCUCAGAUGGCUCUUUAUCCUCCUCCUCCUCCUCCUCCUCCUCCUCCUCGCCCACGCCCAGCACGCACAUACUGAAGAUCCUGCGGAACAAGCCUCCACCCGCGGCCAAGAUUGGACGGGAUCUGCUGAAGCAGAGCGACGAUGAGACACAGCUAAAGACCCUGGGCAGCACCAUCAACAGCAUCAGUCGGUAUCUGGGCAGCAAUGCCUCAGCGGCGGGAGUGAACAUCAGCCUGGCGGAGAGCAUUUACGGAUCGCCCAAUUACUUCCAGAUCGUGGCGAAUCUGUACGAUCACUUCUACUGGCAGAUCGCAGAGAUUCGCACCAGUGUGCGCACCGGUUGUGGCCUGGAGAUGCAGGCCUAUCUCACAGCCCUCCACUCCAGCUACGAGUGGGCGCAGAAAGCGUACGACUCCUCGGGCCGCUAUCGGGGACAGCUGCUCUUUGGCAACGACAAGUGGCUGGGACAGCUCUCCUUCUGCUACGAGCUGAACCGCCAGAGCAGCAGUGGGGAACGCAAACACUUUGAUCUGGAGUUCUAUGUGGCGGAUGUGGCACUCCAUCUGCCUCGACUGAAUCGAUCGAUGCUGCUGAGUCUGGGCGAGUGCCUGCCCAAGUCUUGCUCGGCCCACGAUGUGCAGUCGAUACUCUCGCUGGAUCCCUACGCUCGCAUGCUGAUCGUUCUGGGGGCACACAACUCAUCGCUGCAGCAGCCGCCGCUGCAAGUGCUGCACGUGCGCACCGUGCCGGGUGUCUACAGCCACUGGCGACAGCUCAAGUUCCAGGUCUUCAUUAGCUUUAUGCUCACCCUCCUGCUGGUGGUGCUGGUGGCUUCUUACUACCAAAUGCGCAUCGAUGAGCGCCGCCUGAUGGUUGCACCCAUAGCCGCAAUCAGUGGCAAGUGCGACAGAUCGCCGGGCAAGAGUGGCAAUGACUAUGCCGGCGGCUUCUACGGCAAACCCUUCGAGCUCUUCCAGAUGCGUCCGCUGGGCACUGGCCAUGGCACUGCUGCCGACAGCCUCGACAUGGAUGUAAAUGGGAAUAGGCAGCGCUCGGGAGAUGCCAGUGAGGUGGCAGAUGGUGCUGGUGAGGCAGCAACUUCAGCACCUGCCGCUGGGGCGAGCAAAUCGGAGAUGACAGACUACCAAGUGGAGACAGGAAGUUGCACUGGCGCGGCAGGCACAUACGAGGCAGAGCAGCCAAUUGCCUUCCAUCAGCAGGUGCUGCUGUGCUUUGCCCUACAAACAAAUGCCAAGGCCAUCCUGAACAUUGACAAGACGAAAGAGACACACACCUCCUGCCUGCACGGCCUGCGCGUCUUCUCGGUGCUGUGGACCAUGAUGGUCCACACAUAUUUGCAGAUGUUUGCCAUUGGCGAGAAUAAGUUUGAACGCGUCAUCACGGAACGCUCGGUGUGGUAUCAGGUGAUUGGCAAUGCCACCUUUUCGGUGGACUCGUUCUUCUUUAUCAGCGGCCUGCUGGUGACCCUUCUCUACCUCAAGCAGGAGCGCAAGCAUGCCGCCGAGACGUGCCUCUUUGUGCGUCGCAGCUGCACGGAGAGCCUGAUGAUGCUGCUCUAUCGCUAUCUACGCCUCACGCCCGUCUAUCUCUUUGUGGUGAUCUUCAAUGACUUUGCCGUCAGGCAGGGCCUGGACUCGUCCGUCUUCCAGCCAGCCAAGAUCGAGCACAACACUUGCCGCGUCUAUUGGUGGCGCAACAUUCUGUACAUCAACAACUUCUUUCCACAGCGCGAGAUGUGCAUGAUGUGGAGCUGGUACAUGGCCAACGAGAUGCAGUUCUAUGUGAUGGCCGCCCUGCUGCUGGCCUUGGCCAGAAGAUACUUCAAGGCAGUGGCCUUGACGUUGAUCGUCUUUCUGCUCAGCUCGUGGAGCGUCUCGGGCAUUGUCUCCCUGCAGCAUCAGUACACACACAAAGUGGCGCUGCCUUUUGAGUCCUUUGACUUUCUCUACGACAAGCCCUGGCAGCGUGUGGGAUCCUACAUUGUGGGCAUGUUCACCGGCUACGUUCUGUACAAGGUGAAGACGCCACCGCAGGUCUCGAGGCGCCUCAAUGCAGCACUUUGGACGGGCAGCCUGGCCACGCUGCUGAUCGUCAUCUUUGGCGUCUGGGAGGGACAGCUGAGCACUGGGAGCACCGCCUUCUAUGUGGGCGUUGGACACACGGCCUUUGCCUGCGGCAUGGUCUGGAUCGUGCUCUCCUGCUGCUGGGGCCUGGCGCCCACCGUCAAUGCGAUCCUCUCCUAUCGCGUACUGUGGCCUCUGUCGCGGCUCACCUACUGCGCCUACCUAAUCCAUCCGAUCAUCAUGUUCAUCUGCUCCUCACACAUGAGCGGCACAGUGCACCUGAGCAAUCUGCUCAUUCUCACACUCUUCCUGGGCAAUGCCGUCGUCUCCUUUGGCUCCGCCUUUGUCAUUUCAGCGCUGUUCGAGGCGCCUGUCAUUCGCAUCCUCAAGAUAUGCUUCAAAAAGUGAUCGAAGAUCGAUGAUCGAUAGCCAAUACUGAUCGCUGCGAUCUUUAAUUUAAUCCAAGAUUUGUUGUUGAUGAAUUUCUAGCCCAGGGUAGCUCGACUCGUUAAUUGUUGAUGGAGCUUACUCCCCCGAUUCCAAUCUAGUUGGUUCUUCGAAAAAUAUUUUGUUUUUUUUUUGCCUGUGUGUGUGCUAAAACCUCUUAGAAACAUGCACACACCGAUUGUCAGUUAAUUUGUAUACUAUUAAUAUCAAGUAAUAUUUACAUUUGUAUAUACCAUAUACAUAUUUAUAUGCAUCAAUUU